AUGCCCUGCAUCAAGUUGAAGGACGAAGCAAGGGAGGUUGGUAAUCAGGCACUGGAUUUGAAGCUUCCGUCUGGUGAGAUGGAUGUUCUCCGAGUGAACUUGGAGCUGAUCAAGAGGCAGCUGGGGCUUGAGCAAGUCGAGGUGCUGUCACCGUCUGAUGAAGCCGCUCGCACUAAAGCUGCUGAGCAUGUUUUGCUGCUGGAGAACCCAACCCCCCUCCCCCUGGUGACCCGGUCGCCAUUUUCCUCAGCAAACAGGAGCUUGAGGCUUAAAACUGAGCUUAUGUUAUCGCUAGUUGGAACUUUCUCGUGCUACUCUGUGUUUGGCGAAAGCCUGAGUUUUGCUUUGGAUAUCUGA
Messenger RNA from Miscanthus lutarioriparius, 357 nucleotides. The record is from the annotation of a GenBank genome assembly. Lineage: Eukaryota; Viridiplantae; Streptophyta; Magnoliopsida; Poales; Poaceae.